This is a messenger RNA of Oncorhynchus mykiss (rainbow trout), 3298 nucleotides long. The record is from RefSeq and is a predicted model, not a curated record. Lineage: Eukaryota; Metazoa; Chordata; Actinopteri; Salmoniformes; Salmonidae.
UAUGUCGGUAAUGAAUAAAAGGGGAAUUCUGGAUCACGUGAUAGAGCGAGCGUGUGAGUUCUAGUUCACACCUGUCCGGGAAGCUGUUGACGGGUUGUGCUGUGCGUGGUGUGUGUCACUUUGCGCUCCCCGGAGAGAGAGAGAGAGAGAGACGGGUUGUGCUGUGCGUGGUGUGUGUCACUUUGCGCUCCCCGGAGAGAGAGAGAGAGAGAGAGACGGGUUGUGCUGUGCGUGGUGUGUGUCACUUUGCGCUCCCCGGAGAGAGAGAGAGAGAGAGACGGGUUGUGCUGUGCGUGGUGUGUGUCACUUUGCGCUCCCCGGAGAGAGAGAGAGAGAGACGGGUUGUGCUGUGCGUGGUGUGUGUCACUUUGCGCUCCCCGGAGAGAGAGAGAGAGAGAGAGACGGGUUGUGCUGUGCGUGGUGUGUGUCACUUUGCGCUCCCGGAGAGAGAGAGAGACGGGUUGUGUUGUGCGUGACUAUGCGCUCCCCGGAGAGAGAGAGAGACGGGUGAGAAAGUGCGUGAACAACCGGACCGGUAACCGGAAAUAAUAAUGGGCAUGGCGGGACCGGUCAGUCAUCAGCAACGGAUAGUUGCUUCAGGUUGGAGUCCCGUGAGUCUGUCUGACUUUACCGAAGAGAACGAGAAGGGAAACGUUCCAAGUCUUCAUGGUAACUUUUCAUUCCAGAGAGAGUUGGGACAUCUUUAUGAUUAUUGUGGAAUGCUGUUGUCUAUUUAACUAGUGCUCCGUUUUUAUUUUUAUUUAUUUUUAUCGGUUACUGCUCCGGUGAGCCUAGAGCCAUGGCGUUAUCGCAGAUCCAGUGUUUGGAUGAGAAUAACGUGAACCUCCGGACGCAUGAAUCCAAACCGGACUUUUUUUAUUCCGAGGACCAACGAUUAGCGCUCGAGACGCUUCUCCGGGAUGGACGCGAUGCCUUUAAUAAGUUCCUCCACGCGACCAGUCUCCGGUGUUUCCUGUCGGACCAGGAGGUGGACCAGUUGACCGGGGCAGUGGAGGUGUACGACCCGGCAUCAGAGCUCCGUCAGGGUGACUCAGACAGUGAUGAACUCCCGCUGUCUCUCCAGUACUGGCCGGAGCUGUCUGACUGCUCGCUCCCGCGGCUGGAUCUGGGCUGGCCGGACUGCGCGUCCUACAGAGGAGUGACUCGCGUCACUGUGUACGCGCAACCGCCACUGGACGGCCACACGCACAUCAAAGAGAUGGUCAGGAAAACCAUCGCGCAGGCGCAGAAGGUGAUUGCGGUGGUCAUGGACCAGUUUACAGACGUAGAUAUCUUCAGAGACCUUCUGGAGGCGUGCUUUAAGAGGAAAGUGUCUGUCUACAUCCUGUUGGAAAGAGCAGCGUUACCUCACUUCCUGUCUAUGGCCGAGAGGGCCGCCAUGCACCCGGGACACCUGAAGAGCCUGCGUGUGCGUGUGUCAGGGGGAGCAGAGUUCUUCAGCAGGUCGUGUACCAGGGUGAGAGGACGGCUGGGUCACAGGUUCCUGUUGAUAGAUGGAGACAAGGCUGUUUCUGGAUCGUACAGUUUCACCUGGACGGCGUCUCGUUUGGACAGACACCUGGUCACCUUGGUAACGGGCCAGGCGGUUGACUCCUUUGACCAGCUGUUCCGUGACCUCUACCUGACCUCCAGCGGGGUCGACCUCCGCAGGGUCACCACGGAGACGGAACCGGAGCCAGAGUCCCUCCCCCGGGCCACCCCCGUCGCUUCUCUCUCCGCAGCUAACGCCAGGAAGCUGUUCAGCCCUAAAUACGCCGUGGUGAUCGGCAACGCUAACGCUAGCAGCGCCGGCCCUGUCUCCUCCGGAACUCCGGAGCUCCAGAACUCCAACUCCCAGAACCCCCUGAAAACAAAGGUGCGUGUCCGGGAGCCAGUGGAAGCUCCGCCCCUCCACCCGGGAUUGGCCUGUCUGGAGAAAGCGUACCUGAUUCCGUACCUGCCCACCUGGCCCGAACCCGACCCCCCCAGAGAUGUCAUCGGGUUCAUCAACGUGCGGGACGCGUCGCGGUCGACCCAGGUGCACCUGCAACGCUCCGAGAGGUUUGAAACGAGCCAGGCUAUACGGUUCAGCAGUCCCUUUACCCUGCCCAAUGAGGAGACACUUCCUGACAGGGCUGUGCCUAGACCAACCCCUACCCCUAACUCUACCACUACCCCUAUCUUUACCACUACCCCUAUCUCUACCCCUAACUCUCCCACUACCCCUAUCUCUACCCCUAUCUCUACUCCCGUAUGCCCCUCCCUUGCCUUCACCCCCGUCCCCAAGCCCCGGACGGUGCAGUUGGUCAUGAGGAACGGGAGUGGUCAGGACCUAUGUGGAGUCAGAGGGGUUAAGAAGACAGACCGUCUGGAGCUAACAGGACCACAAAGAGACUGUCUGAAUGGAACUGGACUGUGGCUAGACUGUGAGACUGCACUACGACCCCAGAGUGGUUGUGAGACCGCACUGCAAACACAGAGUGACUGUGAGACUGCACUACGACCCCAGAGUGGCUGUGAGACCGCACUGCGAACACCGAGUGACUGUGAGACUGCAGUAGUACCCCAGAGUGACUGUGAGACCAGACUACGACCCCAGAGUGACUGUGAGACCACACUACGACAACAGAGUGGCUGUGAGACCGCACUGCGAACACAGAGUGACUGUGAGACCACACUACGACCACAGAGUGACUGUGAGACCGCACUCCGACCCCAGAGUGGCUUACGACCCCAGAGUGACUGUGAGACCGCACUGCGAAUACAGAGUGGCUGGGGUCGCACUGCAGUACGACCCCAGAGUGACUGCGAGACCGCAGUACAACCCCAGAGUGACUGCGAGACCGCAGUACAACCCCAGAGUGACUGCGAGACCAAAGUACGACCCCAGAGUGAUUGCGAGACCGCAGUACGACUCCAGAGUGACUGCGAGACCGCAGUACGACCCCAGAGUGACUGCGAGACCGCAUGCAGGGACUCUGUAUACCCUGAGUCUGUCUGUGAUCUACUGGCCAACGAGCUAUACUGGAGACCUGAGGAGAAAGAGACCCCACACCCUGAGUCUGUCUGUGAUCUACUGGCCAACGAGCUAUACUGGAGACCUGAGGAGAAAGAGACCCCACACCCUGAGUCUGUCUGUGAUCUACUGGCCAACGAGCUAUACUGGAGACCUGAGGAGAAAGAGACCCCACACCCUGAGUCUGUCUGUGAUCUACUGGCCAACGAGCUAUACUGGAGACCUGAGGAGAAAGAGACCCCACACCCUGAUGAGACCAGCAGAACUACUGUCCUCCAGUGA